CCUAAAACUAUAAAUCCUUGCGAGAGGACCAGUCUGCGCAUAACAUUGACAGGCCGCGAUGAAACAAGUCGUUGUCUCCCCUACCAAACCUUUGGUAUCUACUGAGAUUGUCGAUGUAGAAAUCCCAUCACCAGGGGAUGACCAAAUCCUUAUUCAAGUCAUAAUCGCGAGCAGUAAUCCUAAGGACUUCAAACAUCUUUAUGUGCGGGGAAUUUCAGUCAACAGCGGCGACGAUGUCGCGGGCUACGUGCAUGCUAUGGGGAACCAUGUAGCAUUGACAAACGAAUUUAAAAUCGGUGACCGUGUUGCUGCAUUCCACCCCAUGCUGACUCCAGGAGGGGCAUAUGCUGAGUACGCGUUGGUACCGGCAGCCACGACAUUCCUUAUACCGAAAGGCGUCAGCUUUGAGAGUGCAGCCACCAUUCCAUUGACAUCAAUGGCAGCCGCUUUGCCGUUGUUUCGCCGCCAGGAACUGCCUGCACCUUGGAUGAAGCGAAGUUCUAACGAACCACCAUUACCAUUGAUCAUCUACGGUGCCUCAUCUGCACUAGGGACGUUUGCUGUGAAGCUGGCCCGACAUGCAAACAUACACCCGAUAAUUGCAAUUGCUGGAAGCUCUGCUAGCUAUGUGACGAAAUUUCUAGACGAAUCCAAAGGGGAUACUGUUAUUGACUAUCGACAAGGUCCCGAUAAGUUGAAGGCGGCUAUCAAAGCAGCCCUAAAGGGACUAAAUGUGUAUCACGCGCUAGAUUGUUUCAGUGAAAAUAAGUCAUGGGUCCCUCUAUCACAGGUUAUGUCUCCAGGAGGAACCGUGUCCGUUUUUCAGGGAAUAGAGAAGUAUGACGAACUGGACAUUCCUUCCAACGUGCGUAUCAGCUUUAGUUUGGUUGGCACCGCUCACACAGGAGCAUUUCUACCGAAUUCGCCAAGACAGCCUGCAGACCCAGAAACGGUACGUGGGGACACUGAAUUUGCGUACGUGUUUUACAGGUAUGUCUCCAGAAUGCUAUCAACUGGAGAGUUUGAGGGACAUCCUUACGAGAUUAUCCCUGGGGGAUUAAAUGGUGUAAGGACUGGAUUGCAAAAGUUGCAAAGAGGAGAAGCAAAAGGAGUCAAAUAUGUGUACCAAGUAGGAGAGUAG
This is a messenger RNA of Talaromyces proteolyticus, 1141 nucleotides long. RefSeq names its product putative quinone oxidoreductase. The transcript has 3 exons. The record is from RefSeq and is a predicted model, not a curated record. Gene Ontology annotation, molecular function: oxidoreductase activity, acting on NAD(P)H. Bases 59 to 1141 code for a protein of 360 amino acids. Lineage: Eukaryota; Fungi; Ascomycota; Eurotiomycetes; Eurotiales; Trichocomaceae.